UUUUGUCUUCUUCUUUCAAGGACUCUAAAACUCGCUGAAACUGCUUGGUUCUCCGCCGUUUUGAGCCUCCCACCUGGCGCACCGCCACCGCCGCCGCUGACCUUCCUCGCCGGAUAUCGGAUUCACGUUUUCAGCUUUGCUUGAGCGAAUAGAAAGCUGAAACAUCCAUCGUAUUUUUGAUGGGUGAGAAACAGCAAGAAAAUAAAGGGCGCAAAACUGAGAAGAACAAGGAGAAAAAAAUUGAGCUUGAAAAGGAUGAGAUGGAAUUUCACAAGUCUAAGAAGAAGGAUAAGGUAGUUAGUAAAGAUGCGAUUUCUGAUGAUGUUGUGGGAGCUCUUAAAAUAGCUGGUGUAGAAGGCAAAGAAAAUACGAAUGCGCGAUCGAAUGGCAGGAAGGAUUCAGUUGAUGAUUCGGAAGAAAGAAAAGAGAAGAAAAAUAAGCGUAAGGUGAAGAAGAAAAAAGAGGGAGUUGAUGGAACAUCCUCUGAGGUUGAAAAUUCCGAGGCUGAGAAGAGGGAUGAAUUAGUUAAAGGGUACGAGAAUCGCGGAGGCGUUCCUGUGGAGAAUGGUGAGGAAGAACGGGCAAAAAAGAACAAGAAAAAGAAGAAGGAGAAGGAGGGAAGUCAUAAUGAGGUAAAGAACAGUAUGACUAAUGAAGAAACGGUCGCAAAAGAAAGAAUGCAUUUGGAUGGAAAAAUCAAAGAACAUGGAAAGUUGGCGGUAAAGGAGAAGAAUUUGGAUAAAAUCCGUGGUAACGCGCAGAAGGGCGCUGAAAAUGGAGAUGUUGCUGAGGUGAGCAAUGAUAAAGAUGGAGGCAAAAGUAAGAAGAAGAAGAAGAAGAAGAUAAGGGAGAGGGAAGCUGCGUUUGAUGAAGUUGAGGAUGAGAUGGAAGUUGAUGAAGAAGGGGACAAAAGUAAGAUGAAGAAGAAAAGGAAGAUGGAAAAUGACGACGAGAUGAAAACUAAUGAAGAAGGGGAUAGAAUUAAGAAGAAGGAACGGAAGAGGGAUAGUGUUUCUGGUGAAGUGGAAAACGAGAUGAAAACUAAUGAAGAAAGGGAGGAAAGUAAGAAGAAGAAAGAAAGGAAGAAGGAAAAUUCUUCUGCUGAAGUGGAAGACGAGAUGCAAACUAAUGAAGAAGGGGAGAAAAGUAAGAAGAAGAAGGAAAGAAAGAGGGAAAAUGCAUCUAAUGAAGUGGAAAACUACAUGAACACUAAUGAAGAGGGGGAGAAAAGUAAGAAGAAGAAGAGGAGUAAGAAAGAAAUUGUGUCUGACGAUGUGGAAGACCAAAUGAAAACUGAUGAAGAAGUGGACAAAAGUAAGAAGACACGAAAGAGAGAAUAUGUGUCUGCCGAUGUUGAAGACAAGCCAGAAAUUGAUGAAAGGGAUAAAAGUAAGAAGAAUAAGGAAAGAAAGAGGGAAAUUGUGUCCGGUGAUGUGGAAGACAAGUCAGAUGAACUUGGUAAAGGAGAUGGUGGCAGCAAACACAAGAAAAAGAAAGGCAAGGCGAAAAAGAAAGUUUCAAGUGGAGAAGCUCACAAGGGAAAAGCAAUAAUUGAAAAAGAUAUCGAGGUUGCUGAUACUUUUGAAAACCCAUCACCUCAAGGAAAAUCUAAAAGAGUAAGCUUUUCUGAUCAUGUGGAGGUAUUUUUAGAUGAUAGUCCGAGUGGGGGAGAGAGCAUAAGCGAUCAAGGAGAAGGCUUAGUACAAGGUAAGCGGUUUACCCCAAAAGAAGAUGACCUGGUUAAAAAGGCUGUUUUGGGGUACAUAGAGGACCAUAAUCUAGGUGAUGAUGGUUUACAUAUGAUUCUCAAUUGCAUAUCAUAUCCUGAAGUUAAAGGUUGUUGGAAGGAAAUAUCGGCAGCCUUACCUUGGAGGCCUGCUACCAGUGUGUAUUAUAGAGGCCACAUGUUGUUUGAAAGGGAUGAGAGGCGGAAAUGGACUGCUGAAGAGUACGAAUAUAUUCGAGACUUCGUCAAGGAACAUGGAACAAAUUGGAAAACGUUGUCGACAGAAUUAAAAAAACAUAGAUUCCAUUGCAAAGAUACAUGGCGUAGAAUCAAACAGAUUAAUUUGAGGAAAGGAUGUUGGGCGCAGGAGGAGUAUCAGACUCUGUUUGAUUUGGUGAACAUGGACCUACACAUGAGGGCUCUUGAAGAAAGAAAAUCCAAGCAUGGCAUGUUGCGAGACAAUAUUUGUUGGGGAUCAAUUAGUGACAGGUUAUCAACCAGAAGCGAUGCAACAUGCUGCACGAAAUGGUACAGCCAGUUAACAUCACCGAUGGUGCAACAAGGUCUAUGGUCUGACACCGACGACUACCGCCUGCUCAAUGCUCUUAGUAGCGUUGAUGCUCCAUGUUUGGAGGACGUGGACUGGGAUAAUUUGCUUGACCAUAGGGAUGGGGAUAUUUGUCGAAAGCGGUGGAAUCAAAUGGUGAAACACAUCGGUGAGUACGGACUCAAGACUUUCUCUGAGCAAGUUGAAGUUCUAGCAAACCGUUAUUCUCCUGAUUGCAUUAAAGCGCGGGAGGAAUUUGAUAGCAAACCUAUACUUCCUUGAGGUCACUGUUUGCAAUUCAGCGGUGCAGCUCACUGAAUGAAGCUGAAUGAUGCCGAAUUUUUGAAACUGUCUCGACCAACUUUUCCAGUCUAUGGUGGAUUAGCUGGGGUUCGUAUGGCGCCUAUUCUAUGCUACCCAAUUAUUCGUUUAAGCACCUGCUUUUCACUUCCAACGCCUCUGCCGCAGGACGGUUUGACCAAAGCAUAAUUUCGAUGCAGCAGUUAAGUGAUAGGCUAUUCUUGCUGUAGUUGGGAGAUGUUACUGGCCGGUUCCUUCUCACAGUGCUCAGGCAUUACAUAUUCUCCCGUGGUUGCUUUAAAUCUAUUGUUUCCGUUGUCUCAAGUUUUUGGUCCCUCUUUAAGAUCCUUUGGAGGUUCAGUUUUGAUAGAUUAUAUUCCUUCUCUAAUAAACGUUUUGGUUUUAUGUUCCUGUGUAAUGGUCUUUUAUGAUGUUUUAUUUAUGUAAUGAGAGGUGGUUCUUGCCCUGGCUGAGCUGGUGUGAACCCUCCUUUUAUACAGCCA
Molecule: messenger RNA, 3076 nt
Organism: Morus notabilis
Lineage: Eukaryota; Viridiplantae; Streptophyta; Magnoliopsida; Rosales; Moraceae
Product: RNA polymerase I termination factor
Exons: 2
Coding region: 180-2555 (791 amino acids)
Source: RefSeq, a predicted model, not a curated record